Molecule: messenger RNA, 2674 nt
Organism: Panonychus citri (citrus red mite)
Lineage: Eukaryota; Metazoa; Arthropoda; Arachnida; Trombidiformes; Tetranychidae
Product: rab5 GDP/GTP exchange factor-like
Exons: 2
Coding region: 217-2163 (648 amino acids)
Biological process (GO): vesicle-mediated transport
Cellular component (GO): cytosol; endocytic vesicle
Molecular function (GO): small GTPase binding; guanyl-nucleotide exchange factor activity; zinc ion binding
Source: RefSeq, a predicted model, not a curated record
UUUCCAAUUGGAAUUGUUUUCACCUAUUUAUUAAUAGAAUUUAGUUAACCUGUUUCACUAAUUGUUCUCAUCAACCAAUAAAUCGUAUUAAUCAAUCGAGACGAAGAAAAAAAGGAAAUUAAAACAGAGUGAAAAUAAUAGUGUUUUCCUAAUUCACUUUUCUCUUCACAAUUUUGGUUAAGGUAAAAAUCAUCAGGAAACAAGAGAAAAGGAUAAAUGAUGAAAAAGAGUGGAAUUGUUUUCGAUGAUAAAAAUCUCCUAUGUAAAGCUAAUUGUGGAUUUUAUGGUAAUCCAGAAUGGGAUGGAUUCUGUUCAAUGUGCUACAAAAAUCGUUCUUCUUUAAUUAGAUUACAACAAUCAACACCAUCAUCGAAAAAUUCAUUUGGUAAAAGUGAUUCACUGGCUUCUCUCAAUGAUAAUCUACAGGGUUUAUCAUCUUCGUCUCGUCUUUCACCAAUUCUUGGUUCAUCUGGUUCUCACAAUUUAUCGGGCCACUUAGCCGCUGGAAGCACAACAACAACAACAAAUUCUUCAUCGUCGAGUCAACAACAUACGCCAACAUCAACUUCGCCUUCAAGUUUCACCAAAUUUGAGGAGAAAAAGAAACAACAAGUUGAAAAACGAUCUAAAACUUUACGUUCUAUUUUUAAAUUAUCUUCCAGAGGAUCAUCUGGUCUUCGAGAAGGAUCCAAUUCGAAAACAACUCCAACUACUGGUUCUAUUAACAGUUCUCUUCCAGCCUCAGCCGCAAGUCGAUUAACUGCCCUGAAACAGCAAAACUUUUUCAGUCUUGAUUCUCUGUCAUUAGCUGGUGAUGAUGUUCUCAAUCGACUGACCUCUAGUUCAGUUGGGUCAAGUGUUCUUAACACUCUUACAUUGAACAGUAGCUCAACUGAUGGACCAUUGGAAGAUAUUCACAAACAAGUUGCCAAAGUUGUCGAUAAAUUGAACACUUUGUCCACCAUUGAAGAAAUGAGUGAAAUCGUUUAUGAAUUUUAUACUUCAAUGGCUGAACGAUUCUCGUCCAAUCCAAUCUACGAAGAGGUUGUCCAAGAAUCUAUUGAUCAGUUGGUUGAUUAUACGGAAACGCGAUUACUUAGCUCAAUUCAUAAUUCAAUUUUUACCCAAAUCUUGACGGAAGAUGAAGAGAAAGAUCUUAUUAUGCAGAAACGAAUUAAAAGUUUAAACUGGAUUAUGACGGAACAUCUUGAAUUAGAUCUUGACCUGAGGAAUCCCGAGAUUAGCGAUAUCCUGGAUAAAGCAAUUUCCGAUAUAAUAGAAAUGGGCUCAAAGCAAAUUCCUCUUGAAAAGCUUGAAUGUAUUGUUAACUGUUCAAAAGCCAUUUUUGAUCUGCUUCAGGUCGCUCGUAAUGGUCCCGUUUCAGCGGAUCAAUUUUUACCCGCUCUUGUUUUCGUAGUGAUUAAAGCUAACCCACCGUUACUUCAUUCCAAUAUUAAACUGAUCAACCGAUUUUCCAAUCCAAGGCGUCUCAUGUCCGGUGAAGCGGGCUACUAUUUCACGAACCUUUGCUGUGCCGUUGCAUUUAUCGAGAAACUCAAAGGUGAAUCACUAAACUUAUCCGAAGAUGAUUUUAAUUCUUACGUUAAUGGUGAAGCACUUCCACCAGGUUAUAUUCAACAAUCAGCUUAUCUCAGUGAACCUUUACGGAUAAUGUAUUCGAAUGCUGUUCUCCUUAAAUCCUUGUACGAGAAACAUUCACAUUUUGAUAGCGAAGUUAUCGAAUUGAAAGAGAAGAUGAAAUCUUUUCGAGACUCGAUGAUGUCCAAAAUUGAUGCCGUUUCCAAGGUGCCCCAAGUGACCGUUAGCCAAGAAUUACGAAGAAAAGUUUUCGGAUCCCGAGUAACCUUAUCACCUCUUUACGAUGAUUUAACUCAACCCGAAAAAGAGGGAAUCCUGGUUCAAAUUGAAGAAGAUUAUCCAAAUCCUAAUCCACCUUCACCACCAUCUUCAUCUUCAACGACAAUAUUUACACAACAACAACAAUCAUCAUCAUCUCAAUCAACAACAACAACAACAACAACGAUCGAUGCAACAUCUAAUAACGAUUUAUUCAACAAUCCAAUCAUGUCCGGUCAAUUUGACGCUGAUUCUGAACAAGUUAAUCUUCCCGAACCUCUAUUACCCGAAAUAAUACAAAAAUGAUGACGAUAAAUCAAGAAGAAAAAGGCGACACAAUUUAGAAAACAAAAUCGAGGAGAAAAAGCAAAUUAAUCUUAAUCAGUUUUCCAAAAAAACAAUUAAUUCCACUGCUCAUGUUAAAUCAUCGUAAUUUCCACUCUACAGUUUCCAUUUUUCGCCCUGUGUCAAUUUCUCCGCCGAGUCUUUAGUGUUUCUAUUUUAUUAUAUUCCUCUCAUACACUAGUCUUGUUAUCGUAGUGAAUUAUUAUCAAGUAUUAAUCACGAUUGAGUUUAAAUUGUUUUUAAUCCUCCGAAUUUAACUCAACACGUGGUUAAAUUGUGCUUCAAUUGUAAAUUAUGUUUCUCCUUUGUUGUAAUUUUUUUCCCCUUUAAAUGGACAAUUUUUUUUCUCAAUCAAGCAUUUACUUGGAAAAAAUUUUCUUUUUUGUCAAUUUUUAAUUGUUCACUUUUUAAACUCAAAUUUAACUCAAUUUAAGAAUCAAAUUGUUCAUCCAAACAAUUUAAUUAUUACUAA